ACAUUCUAAGUAAUAACAUAGUCCUUAAUAGGACAUAAACGCUGAGAUUCAGAAAACGUGGAUUGAUAAAUUCAUAAAAUGGAAAGGCAAGAAGAUACCUUACCAGAAGAUGUUAUCAGCAAAACCCAAGAGUUUCACGACAACUUGACAAAUGUAGCUACCGUCAUUGAAGAAAUGCAGGCCAAAACUCACAAAGUUUACGAUGAGGCAUGUUCUUUUAAAAAGUAUUCAUUAUAUCAAACAAAAUUAAUCCUUAUCAAAAUAAUCCUUAGUUAUGACCAGUAUAUUCAUUUAAAUAAACAUUUUCAGUUGUCAGCACUAGAUAAGGCAAAAUUAGACCUGGCUGGUAUAUAUUCAAUGAAUGCCUUGUUUCGUGUUUAUCUCAUUACCAAGGGAAUUGAUCCAAAGGAACACGAAAUAGGGCAAGAACUGAAUAGAAUAAAAAAGACAAUGAAUAGAGUUAAAGAUAUCGAAGAGAAGCUAUCUCGUGCUAAAGUCAAUACAGGCGCAGCUAAGAGACUCAUAAGAAAUGCAAUGUGGGACAAAGCCCAUAAAAAAUCUGACAAAGACCCUAAAAAAGAUUCUGCAAACGAUAGAAAAACGAAUAAAGUAAGUAAAGAAAAGAAAUGA
Molecule: messenger RNA, 630 nt
Organism: Dimorphilus gyrociliatus
Lineage: Eukaryota; Metazoa; Annelida; Polychaeta; Dinophilidae
Source: the annotation of a GenBank genome assembly